Messenger RNA from Venustampulla echinocandica, 1377 nucleotides. Its product is annotated as RING protein. The transcript has a single exon. The record is from RefSeq and is a predicted model, not a curated record. Bases 1 to 1377 code for a protein of 458 amino acids. Lineage: Eukaryota; Fungi; Ascomycota; Leotiomycetes; Helotiales; Pleuroascaceae. Gene Ontology annotation, molecular function: zinc ion binding.
AUGCCUUCACCACGGCAUCCGCUAGGUGACCACUCACUGCCAUACACUGUCCACACGGAACUUGACAGUGACGACGAGGUUUCUUUGGACACAGACACAAUCACCGAUGGCGACAAUAUCACUGCAUCACCUUCUUCUAGAGGGUUGCACAAGUCACGUCCCCCCACGUUCAACCUCAACCUCCGCCACACCGUCGAUCUACGAGCCAUCACUUAUAAUGGCACCGUGGACGAGAACCUUGUCUGUCCGAUCUGUCGGUGCCCAUUUGUGGAUCCAGUAUUGACAGACUGUGACCAUGUAUUUUGCCGGCCAUGCAUUGACGAUGCUCUAUCCGAGAGCCAGCUUUGUCCUAUCGAUCGGCUACCGCUGUCUAGUGAUGCAGUUAGCCGGGCACCGAAAAUGAUUUUCAACCAACUGGAUGCUUUGAAGGCCAAAUGCCCUUGUUGUGGAGUUGUCCUUGCCCGAUCGAUGCUGGAGAGCCACUUAGAGAAGUAUUGUCUCGAGGCAGUUGUCAGGUGCCCUGGGGCGGAAUGUGUUAAGCUUGUGAAGAGGAAGAUUUCCGGUGAAGACUGCUUGCACUAUCCUAUGGUCUGUCCGGACUGUAAGGAAACUCACGAUGAGAUAGAUAUGGAAGCACAUCGAGAAAACUCAUGCAAUGAGCGGCUUAAAGCAUGUGAGCACUGUAGCGCCGAGAUUCUACGUUGCAAGGAGGAACAGCAUGAAGGUGAAUGUCCAGAUGUUGUUCAGCCUUGCAAAUGGGCCGAGUAUGGCUGCCAGGAUGAGGCAAAACGGAAGGACCUACCUUUACAUGCAGAUGAGUGUAGCUACAAGGCGAUGGGUCAAAUGGCGGAAACCCUGAAGAAGGAAAUCCGCAGUCUGCGGAGCGAGGUGCGCACUAUGAAUGAGACACACCACCUCCAAGAACGCCGCAUCAAAUUUCUCGAGGGCGGACAAAGAGCUUCAGACAGACCUCUGGACAUGAUGGAUCUAUCGCUCGCCAACCUCCCAGAAUCAACAGGCGCAGAUGCGUUAGAGUCGGGCCACGAAUACCUCUUAUCGUUGCUCGAAGCCCAACAAGGACGACUUAGCCAGCUCUCCGCCGAGGUGUCGGACUUCCAGGCAAAGAGCACUAUGAUGCUCUUUAAUGAAACGCUACCUAUCAAGAACGAGCUUGCUGAAUUGAGAAGCACUCAGCAGGUUACUUGUAUGCAUGUUCGCUGGCUGAUGAGAUUCCGGAUGCAAGAGAACCAAAGGCGUUUUGGAGGCGGACCUGGUGCUACGUCGAAUGGUGGAUCGGAUGGAGGAUCUAGCAGUGACUUGUCUAUGGGUCGGAGGCUGAGCGAUUCGUUAACGAGGGAUAUCAUCACAAAGCUCUGA